GGAUGAAGCUUAUUGAAGCCUGACAAAUGUAAACUUUAAAAAUCAGGCUCAAAAUAUAUUUAUUAAAACAUGGCAUUAAAUCCAAGACUUUACAACUACUGAUAUAUAGUUAUACAGAUCCAGUACUUUUUUUGUGACGCGUACCAGCACCUUUCAGCUUUCUAAAUUGUAAAUUUAAAAGAAGUCAUGGAUUCUCCAAGCCCUGGGAAUGUUUUGAUAGUCGGUGAUGGUGAUUUCUCAUUUACAGUUUCUCUGAUGAAAAAAGCAAAUUUAGUAGGUCCACAGGUCACUACUUCAACAAUACAGACUAAAGAUGCAAUUCAGCAGCUUCAGUUGGGUUCAGAGAACAUUGACUUCCUGACAGAAAUUGGUGUAGAUGUUUUAUUUGAAACAGAUGCCCGUGAACUUCACUCUCAUCCUGUUGUAAGACUAAAAGAUUAUCAUAGGAUCAUAUUCAACUUCCCACUGGCUGACAGGCACAAUAUCAAGAAAAAUAGAGCUCUAUUGGAAGAGUUUUUUGCCAGCUGUCAUCAGAUUCUUGUAUGUGAAGGUCAUGUUUUUGUCACACUAUGUAAAGGUCAAGGUGGGACACCAGCAGAUCAGCCAAUGAGAUCAUGGCAUGAUAGUUGGCAGGUCCUAGCCAUGGCUGCUAAUGCAGGUUUUCUGCUCAACAAUAUAUUGACUUUUGACAUAUCAAGCUUUCCAGGUUAUCACAGCACAGGUUUCAGGUUUCAGGACAAAAGUUUCAGUACUGAUGGUGCACUGACACACAUAUUUGAAAAGGCUGAGCCAAUUAGAGCACAGGAUGAUAUCAAACUUAGGGGAGUGGUUACUUGUGGUGAGAGUUGCUUCUCCUGUUCCCAGUAUCUAGUGGACAAGUUGGACAAAGAUUUGUUACACAAGGAAGACAAUCCAUUGUGCAUACUUAGAAAAACAUUGGAAAAGUUACUGGCUUGUAAUAUGAGGGGUAGUGUAGUUCCUGAUCCACCAUCCUGGCAAGUUCUUCCUGGCUAUACCUCAGGGGUAUUUGUAAGCAAGAAUCUGGAACAAAAAUCUUUGCCAGAAAGGAGUGAAGAAGAGUUAAUAGAAGUGACAGUAGAAGAGAAAGAAAGAAAGAAUGAAGUGAACGCUAGCUUAAAAGUAAAAACUAGUUUGCUGAAACAUGGACUGGAUGAGACAUUGAAGUCAACGCUGGAUUCUCAUCCAUCUGAUCAUUGUCUUCAUCACUGUGUCAUUGACAACCCUGAGUCUGUGUAUCUCCUUUUAAAAAACAAACUUUCUGAAACUUGUGGUGGUGUCAGCCAAAGUUGUUCAGAUAAUAAUGAUGUGACGAGUUCUGGAUCACUGAAACCAACAGGCAUAGAUCAAACAGAUUUCAUAAGUGGUAACAUAGAAAAUAAAAUGUAUCACUUUCGUGCUUCCUUGUUAGAAAAUUUGCCUGAUCUGCUGUUGAAGCUGAAUGAAGAUCAAACUUUACCAACUGAAGUUGUGGAAUGUGACGUUUCUUCUGGCAUUAUUUUAUCAGGUCAGUGUUACAUACAGUGUCCAAUAGCACCAAACAUUGUGCCAUCCCAGCAUGAACUUGUGGCAGUUUUUAAACUCUCCAGUGAUACAUGUAGCAUUGCUAGUCAAUCUGAUAAAUUCCUUAAGGACAAAGCUUCACUUGAUCAUGACAUUGCUAUAGCAUCCAAUUCACCAUAUGAAUCAUUAGUUAGAGCAUUAGAUUCAACUUUAAGAAAUUCCAGUUUAUUUAUAAAUCAUAAUCUGCACAUAGAAGACUACAAAGGCUCACAAACAAUAAAAGUGAAAGGAGUAGAUUCUUUAUCUCACAUCAAGAUUAUCAGCAUUGAUUCAAGUUAUCCAUCAUCUACAAUUAGUUCUGAGUUAUGUUCCAGAACUGUUGGACUAACAUUUAAAGUAAAAACACCACUGGCUAAUUUUUGCAUUGCUAUUUUUAGACUUGAUGCCAUAGCCAUCAGCAUUUGUGAUAUUCCAGACCCACGUCUGCUGUAUUCUUGCAGUCCAAAAUUUGUAAGACAAUUCCAAGAAAUCUCUUUCCGAGUAAAAUAUUUGCCUUUUAGUUUAUUCCCAAUGAAAUUUGUUCAUGAUCUCAGUUUCUGGGAAAAUGGAGACUUCCAAGAAACUGAUCUCUACAGUAUUGUUCGUGACAUUGCUGGUGAUGUAGUUGUCAAUGUUGUUCUCAUCGAUCUCUAUACAGACAGUGAGAAUGGGAGAAAAAGCUGCUGCUACCGCCUUCAUUUCCUGUCUCAUGAUCAGGUUCUCUCAUAUUUAACAUCUUGGAAGCUACAAAGUCUAAUUAGGCUAGCUGUGGCCCAGAAACUGGGUGUGACAUUAAGAUAGAUCAAUGUCAGCACUGUCAAAGGAGCUUUCCUUAUUAUUAAAGCACUAGGCUACAACAUGCAUCAGAGAAACUAUUUCUUUGAUUGCUAUACAGAGCAAGAACUUGUAACAAUUUUAUCAACGAGCCAUUGUUAAAAACAAUGUUGUAAUUAAAUCUUUUCUAACAGUACUUUAAUCCCAAAAAUCUGUAUUACAAUGAUUACAUUUUUUAAUUAAGUAAACAUUUGUCUUUAUCAAAAUAGUAAUUUGUUACAGUGGAUGUGGUAGAUGAAUGGUAAAGCAUUAACUUGAGUACCAUUGUGUCUGUAGUCAGUGGUGACUGUUUUGUUCUAGUCAGAGGUAGCUUGUGCAGCAUGGUGGAUGAAAGUGAGGAACCAAAGAUAGAAUGAGCUUAUGAAAAUGAAUAAAACCAGUUACCAAUGUUAAAACAGAUUUAAUGUUAAUUUGUUACCAUUUUUCUUCAGCUAAUAAAAUUCUGUGAAGGAAGUCAGUUCUGCAGUUUAUUCAUUUGUAGGUUUUUUUUAGUCCUAAUGAGAAGUGAUUCAGAAGUUCAAAGAGUAUCCUUGAGUCCACUCAGCUCUAAUAACAUGUUAGGGAAUAUUAAGGCUGUCAUUGUGCUUGCCACAGAAAAAUAGGAAAUUUACAUCAUCUGUUCUAAUCAUUACUUUUUUUAAUAUAAUUUUUAUAGUUCUAUGAUAAACAAUAACAAAGUAUGCUGUUCCAGGUUUUUUGAAGUGGGUCUAGGUCCCUUCUUAUGGUUUGGUUUCAUCCUGUAAGGCAGACAAUGGCAUCUACCUCAGAUGUUGAAAAAUGUGCACCAGUUGUGUGACCUAGUGAAGUACUACACUCAAUCUUUAAUCUUCUGAAUCGAAGACAUUGCCAUGAAUUCUAUUAUAAUAGCUGAGUUUCUGAUUCAGAAUGCAGGCAUCAAGGUGAUUCUCUAUGCUGGAACAGAGGGAUGGUUGUGUUUCCCCAUUGUGCUCACCAAAUGCAAACUAAACCAUCAAAAGAUCUGAUACACAUUUUGUUCUGUAAUGUUUGUCUUUUUAUUUUUGGGGGGACAUCUCCUUUAAAUAGUUAAAUGAGGCAGCUAAGUGACAGAGCACUGAACGCUAACCCAAAGUAUUGAUAGCCAAGCCUCACAUGCUUGGUCUUUAUAUUAAAGUUAGAGGAGAAGAGAAAGUCUUUACUGAACAGACAUCAAUAUGUCUUUGGGUAUUAUGUGGAAUACAACUUAAAAUAUUCACAAGAAUUUCCAUGUAUUAUGAUAUAGUCUGUAAUAGAACUAAAGUAACUCACUUCAACUAUACAUUUCAUUAAUAUAAAAUUGUAAAAGGAGCAAGCACUUAUAUUGUCUGUAAAUUAAUAAUGACAUUUUGUAUCAUUCAGUUUUCUAUAUUUGAUAACUAAAAUUUCCAUUACUCUACUUAUAAAGAAGUCUCCUAGUGAAAUAUUUGACAAACAAAAGGUACUCUUUUGUUGGUAUUAAACUAAAAUGUAAGUUCACGAACACAAUCUGAUCACAUGACAUAAAUAGCAAGAAAUUAAACAGCAGUUUAAGAAAUGAUUUAUUGAGUAUACAAAGACACACAUUUUAAAAUAUAUUGAUUUUAAUUACAAGAAGAAAAGCAUAGGAUACCAAAAAUAUUGCAUACAAAAUUAAAACCCAUCUUUGUCAUCAUUCACUGAGAGUGAGAAGCACCAACAAUGAUAAAAUAGUUCUACAUAAUAAUCUAGAUAAUAAAUAUGAAGUAAUUUUGUAAUAUUUCUAGGAUUUGAAAUAUUUAAUACAUUUAGAGAAAAUAUAUUGAUAUAUAUAGUUUAGUUUAUCUACUCAAUAGUGAACAUUUAAAUUUGACAAAUUAAAACAAGCAAAAUAUUU
Messenger RNA from Biomphalaria glabrata, 4243 nucleotides. RefSeq lists its product as uncharacterized. Gene Ontology annotation, cellular component: cytoplasm. Lineage: Eukaryota; Metazoa; Mollusca; Gastropoda; Planorbidae. The record is from RefSeq and is a predicted model, not a curated record. The transcript is spliced from 6 exons. Gene Ontology annotation, biological process: rRNA base methylation. Gene Ontology annotation, molecular function: rRNA (uridine-N3-)-methyltransferase activity. The coding region runs from base 187 to 2361 and encodes 724 amino acids.